Molecule: messenger RNA, 6143 nt
Organism: Melitaea cinxia (Glanville fritillary)
Lineage: Eukaryota; Metazoa; Arthropoda; Insecta; Lepidoptera; Nymphalidae
Gene: IntS1
Product: integrator complex subunit 1
Exons: 33
Coding region: 157-6051 (1964 amino acids)
Biological process (GO): U2 snRNA 3'-end processing
Cellular component (GO): integrator complex
Source: RefSeq, a predicted model, not a curated record
UUGACAUCUUUUGAAAUGUGUGAUUGUGUUGUUUGUAAACGACGUUUACGAAUAAUAUUCAUGAUAAAAGUGUAAGAAAAAAAUUAUUAAAUUGUUCAUGACAUGACUUGAGUGCAUUCCGUGAUAUUACAAAGUUGAAGUUGGUUAUUUGUCGUGAUGGAGCGUGGCAAAAUGUCUUCGACCGGCCGCGGCGGCAAGAGCAAGGCUCCACAACAUCCUCAGGAUAUAUUUGCUUUAGGCAGUAAAUCAACCGUGGUCGUGUCGAGAGAUUCGGAGAAGAGGAAUAUUCAUAAACCAUCUACUAGUGGUGUUGGAGAAAGAAAACGUGAAACAUCCGGAUUCGGCAGCCAGCCACCUAGCAAAAGGGCAAGGAUAGGUUCUCCUGCUGAAGCUGUCAGCGGUACCUCCUUAGAAGUAGACCCUGUGGAUCUGGUUCCCAAUGUUUUGCAAGCACUGGAUACCCACAACUCUGACAAAUUGCUGGGUCUUCUAACAGGAUCUAUAAGGCUUCUCAAAUCGCAGCGUUCAAAACCUGAUCCGAUUCUCUGCAUGAGUAUGCUGUAUUUGACAAAAAUACGUCCGAACAUGUUUGCUCAUGACACAGUAACACAGACCCUGUGUACUUUGUUGAAGAGAGAGCAAGGUGCGGCAUUCAAAAGCAAGGGUAAUCCCCUUGUGUUUGUUCUCGCCUGCAAUAUGUUGUAUGCGGGACAUAAAGACAGUAAUAACUGGCCAGAUACAUUUAUUAAGGUGUAUAUAGAUGAUGCAUUAAACGAGCGAUGGUGGGUGGACUGCUCUUGGUGUAAGUGCUUGGUGGAGAAUAUUGUCACUGCAUUUGGUACAAAGCAGCCUGCGGCUCACCUUAUACCCAGCGACAAUACACUAGGUACAAUGUCCCCCUCAGGUUCCGGGUCGCCGCUGAUGGGCAGCAACGAAGACGAUACUGACAUUUCGGACCUCGAGUAUUCUGUGUUUCCAAGGUACUCCAGCAGCUAUGAGACGGUCGAGGCUCUGGUGUUGGAGGCCAUCAAGGAACAAAUUCAACGAAGAGCUGCUCCGGACGCCAUCAGCAAGGGUUUCCUUAAGCUGCUUUCUGCUACUUGUGGCUUUCCAGAGAUCCGCAUGAUCGCGGCGUCGCGGCUGGAGGCGUGGCUGCACUCGGGCAAGCUGUGGCGCGCGGCGCAGGAGCUGCUGGCGCACGUGUGCGCCAACGCGGCCGCCACCGGGCCCAGCGCCGCGCGCGACCACGAGGCGCUGGCGCAGCUGGCGCGCAUGCGCCUCAAGACCAAGCCGCUGCAGGCCGCCUACCAGGCCUGCCUCAGGGAGAUGGUGUCGGAGAGCCCGGCGCUGCUGCGCAGCGUGGUGACCCACACGAUCUACAACGAGCUGUCGAACGUGCGCUCGCCCAACAACAUGGCGGUGCUGGCGGCGCUGGUGCAGGCGCAGCCGCAGCUGGUGCCGGCCGCCAUGGCCGACACGUUCCACGAGCUGCUGCUGCGCGCCGAGGACUACCUGCGGCCGCUGCGCGCGCUCACCCGCGAGCUGGUGCGCGCGUCGCGCUCGGACGCGCAGGCGCUGCUGCCGCUGGCGCGCGCGCUGGCGCUGCCGCCGCCCGCCGACCCGCCCGCCGAGCUGCGCGAGCGCGCCUUCCAGGCGCUGGCCGACCUGUUCUGCACCUGCUGCCUGGUGACGGCGGCGCACAGCAAGCACGCGGCCGACCACCGCUCGCAGCUGAGCUCGCUGCAGCAGCAGGCGCUGGGCUGGCUGCUGGACACCGCCGUGCCCGUCUACCGGCCCCAGCGGCACGACGCGCUGCACGUGCUCAACAAGAUAAUGUUCGUGGAGCCGGCGGAGACGUACAGCAAGGCGGACAACUGGCCGCCGGAGUCGGAGCGCGCGCUCACCUACCGGCUGUGCUGCGAGGCGCCGCUGGCGCAGAAUACGCUGCUGAGGCUCAUCUUCAUCGGGCUCUCCAAGGACAUACCAGUUUCUCCAACGGAAGUAUUCGAGCUGAUCGAGCAGCUGAUACGACGCGCGUGUGCUCUUCCUCCAGAAGAUCAACCCCUGCAGGUGGACAAGUUGGAGAUAGUCGACUACAUUUUCCAGCUGUGUCAAUUCCAUCCGCCGGAUAAUAUCACACUGCCUGCUGGGUACACGCCCCCUACCCUGGCGAUCACGUCGCUGUACUGGCGCGGCUGGAUGCUGCUGACCAUGCUGGCGGCGCACAACCUGCAGUUCGCCGAGCGCGCCGCCAGCGCCUACCCCACGCUGAGGGCGCUCGUCGAGUGCUGCAUCACGGGAAAACCAUCCAUCGAGUGGACAGGCGUGGGUGAAACCGAACGCCUGGAGGCCGAACGUGCGGCUGUGUUACAGCUGGAGACGCACCUGGCCGCCGCCAGCAACGCCAAGCUGCCCGUCACCGAGCACUCGUCGCGGCUGCUGGCGCAGUUGACGACGCUGGAGCCGACGGGAGCGGCGCGCCGCCCCCCGGCCGGCGUGCUGGAAGCGCUGCAGGCGCUGAGCGGUCAGCUGCGCCUGGGCCGCCUGCUGUGCCGCCAGCCCGCGCUGCUGCUGCAGUUGGUGGAGCGCCACGGCACGCGCCGCGCCAUGCCCUGGCUGCAUCAGCUGCUCAGGCACGACCGGCUGGAGUUGAGCGUGCUGCCGGUGCAGUGCCUGUGCGAGUUCCUGUCGGCGGGCGGCGGUGAGGCGGGCAAGGCGGGCGAGCUGAGCGCGCACCUGCGCCGCACGCUGGCCAGCGAGGAGGGCGCGCGCGCCGUGCUGCACUACUACCUCACGCGCCUGGCGCACGCGCACGCGCCCACGCGCCUCGCCGCCGCGCGCGGCCUGCGCCUGCUGCUGGCGCCCGAGCCCGCGCCCGCGGACUGCGCCGCCGUCGACCCCGAGUCGUGGCUGGCGCUGCUGCCGUCGCUGCGGCACUGGGAGGCGCUGCGCGGCGAGGCCCUGCGGCGCGUGCGCGCGGCCUGCCUGGUGGAGUGCGCGCCGCCGCACGUGGCCGCCUACCUGGCCUUCCUGGCGCAGCACGCGCCGCCCACUCUGCCCGACCUCACCGAGGUCGUGCUGGACCUCAGCCAGGUGCUGAUGGAGCGCACCACGGUGAUGAGCUACGUGCUGCCGCCCGUGGACUCCAAGGAGACACCCCGGGACGAGCACCUGCUGGCUCAGCACAGGGCCCUCCACGCGCUUACCAGUAUUUUCUACACACAUCUUCGACAGAUGCUGUCAAGUGAAGUCCCGGAAGUUCAGGAGCCGAUGGAGGAGGGUGGAGAGGGCUCGAACGGGUGGAGCGCCGGGGAGAAGAUGUUGUUGCAGUGGGCCAACGGGCGGAGGGCUAACUUGCACGUAGUCGUUGCGCAUGCGCAUCUCAAGCUCCUGUGCUUCGGACCUUCGUACUUCGACACGAACCAGGAGAUGUACUCGUGGCUGCAGAGCGUGUGGGUGGACGACGCGCCCGAGGCCGACGAGGCGGCGCUGCUGCCGGACUGGCUGCGGCUCAGCCUGGUGCGCUCGGCGCGGCCCGCGCUGCUGGAGGCCGGCCUGCGGGGCCUGCCGGCGCACAAGCUGGCGCUCUUUAUACAGACCUUCGGCAUGCCCGUCGCCUCCAUGAGUGCGCUGCUGGCGGCGCUGGACGCGUGCCCGGCGGGCGCGGUGGUGCGGCUGGGCGUGGAGCGCGCCUACAUGGCGCAGCUGCUGCGCGUGCAGCGAGCGCGCGGCGCGCAGGGCGGCCACGCCUUCGCCGCCGCCCUGCGCCUCGCGCGCCCCGCCUACCCGCCCGACGACACAUUGUUUGCGGAGGAGGCCCUUCCCGACGAGGAGGAGGACCCCUGGAGCUGUCCACGCCAGCUCACUAAGCUGGAGGUGGGCUCGAUCGGCGCGCUACUGAACACGACCUUCUUAGGAAUUGACACCUAUCGCGGAGACCUGGACACGGCGUUCUCACAGCUUCAUAGAAUGUUAGCGGAGGAGUCGGGCGCGGGCCCGGCGACGCGGGUGGUGCUGGGCGGGCUGAGGGCGGGCGGGGUGCGCGGCCUGUUCCGGCGCCCCGCCUACGCCGCGCCCCUGCUGCGCGCGCUCACUCGCCUCAAGCCCAGCGGCCUGCACGAGGUGGCGGGCGCCCUGCUGGAGCAGUGCAAGCUGGCGCGCGGGCCGGUGGCGGACGCCCUGCACGCGGCGCACGGGGACCCCGCCCGCCCUUGCGACCUCGAGCUGCUCAACCUCCCCGUCCGCGCUAACAAGGACCAGCUGGUUACUAUGCUGGAGUUUGCGACACCCAGCUCGCUGGAGGCGCUGGGUAACGUGAUCAUCGAGACACAAGACGCGCAGGUGGUGGUGGACACCAUCACACACCUGCUGGAGAAGAACCAGGAGGGCUGCUAUGACUCGCCGGUGAAAGUGGAAGCGGAAGAGGGCGGCGAGGCGGUGGCUCACGUGCUGUCGCGCCGGGGCCUCGGCUGCGGCCUCCUACUGGACUGGCUGUCGGAGCUGCAGCGCGAGACCCUGGGCCGCCAGAUGAAACUCAUGUUCGAGAAGGGGGGCGGCGCGUGGCGGCCGCUGCUGGUGACGCUGCUGGCGCACCGCGCCUCCUGGCGGACGCUCCACGCCGUGCUGGCCGCGCUCACCGCGCACGGGGGCUGGUCUCCUAAGGCAGUGCUGGACUUCGCGGAGACGUUGAUCGGUAGCCCACGUGUGUGGCAGGGACGGGACCGCACCACGCCCAAACACCACUCGCCCGAGGACUCACUAAGACUGUCGCACCACCAGUUGGGCGUGCUGGUGGGCUACAUAGGUGCGGAGGCGCGCGAGGCGGCUGAGGGCGCGGGGGGAAUGGAGGACGCGGAAGGCGCGGGGCUGGAGGCCGCGCGGCGCCGCAUCGAGGCGCGCCUGCCGCUGCUGCUGCGCUGUUGCGCGGCGCCGCGCGCGCUGCUGGCCGCUGCGCUGGCCGCCUCGCGCGAGCACCCUCUGUUGCUGCUGCUGCUCUACAUGAAGGUCCCGAAGGUGGUGCAGCUGCUGCGCGAGUGCGAGGAGCUGCCCCCGGCGGCGCCCCGGCCGACCGCCGACCCCGCCAGCCGCGCGGCGGGGCGCCGCUCCACCAGCGCCACGGACCGCGUGGCGCACUCGCUGCUCACCGCGCUGGCCGCGCCCGCGCCCCACCACCACUCCAAGGAGUACACGCAGAAGAUGUGGCGCGCGGAGGCGAACGCGCGCAGCGUGUUCGCGCGCUGCGCGGGGGCGGGCGGGCGCGCGCUGUCGCUGGCCGGCGCGCUGCUGCGGGGCGUGCGCGCGCGCCAGCAGCUGCAGCUGCAGCACCUGCUGGCCGCCGUCGAGGUGCUGCCCGACCGCGACCUGUUCGAGCCGCCGGCCGGGGACGAGGUGCACGGCAUCCUGGAAUGCUUCCUGGGCAUGCUGGGCGGCGGCGCGGGCGGCUCGCUGGCGCACCGCGUGGCGGCGCUGCUGCGGCGCUACCGGGCCGCGCGCCCGCAGCGUGCGCAGGCGCUGCUGCUGGCGCACCGGGACACCGUCGCGUCGCAGGCGGCGCUGGCGGGGCUGGCGGGGGGCGAGGGCGCCGGUAGCGCGGCGCCGCCCCCCCACGCGCUGCAGGCGCUGCGGCGCCGGGUGGCGCCCCCUGACGAGCUGAGCUGGCUGCUGCAGGAAGUGGAGGCGUGGGGCGUGCGGCGCGGAGGCGCGUGGGGCGGGGCGGGCGGCGCGGACGCGCUGCUGCGCGCCGCCGCCCCGCUGGCCGCCUCUCCCCACCCCGCGCUGCGCGGCGCCGCGCUGUCGCUGCUCACCAAGUUACUGCCCGCGGCGCCCGACACGCACCCCGGUCUCCAAGCUAUCCUAGAAUGCCUCGACUCAGAUCAACCAGAAAUAGCUCAAUCCGUGCUGGACAAGCUGCCCGAACUAAUAGUCGGCAUACAGGAACAUGCGGCUAGGAUACUUAAUCUUGUCUUCGAAUUGGGUAUGCGGUCGAGACUACCCGUAGAACAGUGCAUCGCUAAAUGUGUCUCUACUAUUAACCAUAAUAGGGGAUGUUGAAUGUAAAGUUAUGAACUAACAUAAAAAAGGUUUUUAAAUAAGAGUACAGUAACAAAAUGUAUAAAUUAGAUAUGAUUUUGUAUUAAAUAUAA